ACGAGGGCGGGGUGAGCCAUCCAGCAUCGGCCAGGGGAGAGGUCCCGGGCAGGGGGUUCUGCUGCAGGGCAACGCUUCAGUCGUUGUGUCCCGAGCCUCCCCGUUCUUCAGUAAUGUUUAUUGAUGGACGCGUCCGCCCCCUCCCACCGCCAUGCGCGAUUCUGAGCUCCUGCUGCUGCUGGGACGGUGAAGCUCGAGAGUGACUGUGUCCCGGCCGGGAGUCUCCGCUUCGGUCCCCGCUCUCCAGCCGCCGCUGCACGGGAUCAUAUGAGCUGACUCUUCCGGACACUUCUCCCAGAGACCGCAGAACCGCGGCUGAGGGGGGCAUUUACUAAGCAGUGAUAAGAGCAGAGAAGUGAGCCAGUGGAGAAGUUGCCCCAUCAACCAAUCAGCAGGCCAUAAUGGAACAUAUUCAAGGAGCGUGGGUGAGGAUCAGUAAUGGAUUUGGUCUAAAGGAUUCUGUAUUCGAUGGUUCUAGCUGCAUGUCCCCUACCAUUGUGCAACAGUUUGGCUACCAGCGACGAGCCUCUGAUGAUGGAAAACUUACAGACACCUCAAAAGCGAGUAGCACAAUCCGUGUCUACUUACCCAACAAACAAAGAACUGUAGUAAAUGUGCGGAAUGGCAUGAGUUUACACGAUUGUCUUAUGAAAGCAUUAAAGGUGCGAGGGCUCCAGCCAGAAUGUUGUGCUGUUUUUCGCCUAAUCCAAGAUGCCAAAGGCAGGAAGCAGAGGCUGGACUGGAGCACGGACGCCAUGUCAUUAGUUGGAGCAGAGCUGCAAGUGGAUUUCUUGGACCAUGUUCCGCUCACAACCCAUAAUUUUGUACGAAAGACUUUCCUAAAGCUGGCCUUCUGUGACAUCUGCCAGAAGUUCCUUUUGAACGGUUUUCGGUGUCAGACGUGUGGAUACAAAUUUCAUGAACACUGCAGCACCAAGGUCCCCACCAUGUGUUUGGACUGGAGCAACAUCUGGCAAAGGCUCAGGUUGUUUCCGAACCCAAAUAACGUAGAAGGUGGCAUGCCAGCAUUAUCAUCGCUUACUAUGCGGCGGAUGCGGGAAUCGGUCCGUGGUCCAUCUAGUUCCCAACACAGAUAUUCUACACCUCAUGCCUUCACCUUCACAACGCCAAAUCCAUCUUCCGAAUGCUCCCUUUCUCAGAGACAGCGGUCUACGUCCACACCCAAUGUGCAUAUGGUCAGCACCACAAUGCCAGUGGAUAAGGGGAUGAUCGAGAAUAACUGGCUCAAUACUUCUCCAAAGUCCCGCUGCAGACGUUUCUGUCUGUGGGGCAGAGAUGCGGUCAGAAUUCACAGUGAAUCAGGUAGUCCCAAUAAUAUGAGUCCUACAGGAUGGUCUCAGUCCAAAACGCCAGCUCCCACACACAGAGAGAAAUCCGCUAUGUCCAGCAGCCAGGAGAAGAAUAAAAUACGCUCCCGUGGGCAGAGAGAUUCCAGCUACUACUGGGAAAUAGAGGCCAGCGAGGUGAUGCUGUCUACCAGAAUAGGAUCGGGAUCAUUUGGGACAGUGUACAAAGGCAAAUGGCAUGGAGAUGUAGCUGUGAAAAUCCUCAAAGUUACAGAUCCGACCCCAGAACAGUUCCAAGCCUUUAGAAAUGAAGUUGCUGUUCUCAGAAAGACGCGGCAUGUGAACAUUCUGCUGUUCAUGGGCUACAUGACGAAAGAUAAUCUGGCUAUUGUCACGCAGUGGUGUGAGGGCAGCAGUCUGUACAAACAUCUGCACGUACAGGAGACCAAAUUCCAGAUGUUCCAGCUGAUAGACAUUGCCAGGCAGACUGCACAAGGAAUGGACUAUUUACAUGCAAAGAACAUCAUACACAGAGACAUGAAGUCAAACAAUAUAUUUUUGCAUGAAGGGCUAACAGUGAAAAUUGGGGAUUUUGGCCUAGCCACGGUGAAGUCACGGUGGAGCGGUUCUCAACAAGUAGAGCAGCCAACUGGAUCGAUCCUGUGGAUGGCUCCAGAAGUGAUCCGAUUGCAAGAUAAUAACCCAUUCAGUUUCCAGUCGGACGUUUACUCGUACGGAAUUGUUCUGUAUGAGCUGAUGACCGGGGAAUUGCCAUACUCUCACAUCAGGGACAGAGACCAGAUCAUAUUCCUGGUUGGCAGAGGAUGCCUAGUGCCUGAUCUUAGUAAGUUAUACAAGAACUGUCCCAAAGCAAUGAAGAGACUUGUUGCAGACUGUAUCCAGAAACUUAAGGAUGAAAGACCGCUUUUUCCUCAAAUCCUCUCCUCCAUUGAGCUGUUACAACACUCUCUCCCGAAAAUCAACCGAAGUGCUUCCGAACCAUCACUGCACCGAGCCGCCCACACAGAAGACAUUAACUCGUGUACGUUGACGUCCACACGUUUGCCCAUUUUUUGAAGUGACUGUUACCCGUCCAUCUUCCUUGCUUUUGGUCUUCCGAAGAAAACAUUUGUGUAUAAGCUGAGAGAGUUUUCUCUUUCAUCCUUUGAUAUUAUUUUUCUUAAGAAAAUGCUGCUAUGAUUGCAUUUCUGAGGCCAUCAUUACUGUAUCUGUGGCAAAUUAAAUGGAGAGGAUUUACCAAUUUCCUGUUCGUAUAAACUGCACCUCUUGAGCCAAGAGCUACCCACAUCUGCCUGAACUUCUACGGCCUCUGUUUUUAUCUCUUGAAUUUGUUACAAUACAUUUGCGUGUUACAUGGGUGCCAACGGGUCAUUAAUGAGCCUGGAACUGUCCAGCAUAAAGACUUUCAUUUUCCAGGCUGAAAGAUGAACCAGGGAAAAUAAAACCGUUCUUCUGCCGAUGGACAGAAUGUUCAUGCUUUCAAAUGGAAGGAGAUUCUAUUUUGCACAAUUAUGGUCAUAGAAGGAGAGUGAAUAGUUUGACUGAACUUUCCUUUGAGCAGACUGCGACUACCCUGACACAGCACAAUCUGCUUCACUCUGGUACUCUGGCAAUGUAGUGAUUGCUCUGCACCAGAACAGCUUUAUACUAUGGAGGCGUGCCUGCAGAGCAUUACCUACGUGCAUAUAUACGGUCUGUGUGUUUUUAUAGGCACACAUUGAAAUCUGCACUAGGAAGGGGAAUCUGUGUGUACACAGUCUUAUUUCUGAUUUGGGUUUAAUUUUGUUUGUUAUCCUAUUGCAUUUAUUGUAAACUACAGCUGUCCUGAUUACCCAGUUUUAAUAAAUUAAGUGUUUCACAUUUUA
Molecule: messenger RNA, 3193 nt
Organism: Pseudophryne corroboree (corroboree frog)
Lineage: Eukaryota; Metazoa; Chordata; Amphibia; Anura; Myobatrachidae
Gene: RAF1
Product: Raf-1 proto-oncogene, serine/threonine kinase
Exons: 19
Coding region: 402-2384 (660 amino acids)
Biological process (GO): Ras protein signal transduction; protein phosphorylation
Cellular component (GO): cytoplasm
Molecular function (GO): ATP binding; protein kinase activity
Source: RefSeq, a predicted model, not a curated record